AUGGCAGACGUGGAAUUGUUAAAGAGCAAGUUGACGGUCCACCCGGACUUUCCUAAAAAAGGAAUAAACUUUCUAGAUUUCUUGCCAAUUUUACGAGACCCGCAGGCUUUUGAGAUUUUAAUAGCUCAUUUUGUUCAUCACAUCGCCGCAAGCGUCUUGCCCAAGUUGAAAGAAGAAGGGAAAACGCUGGACGCGAUCGUCGGAUUGGAUGCCCGUGGGUUCCUCUUGGGACCGAUCAUCGCUCUGAGAUUGGGAUGUGCGUUCGUUCCUGUGCGAAAAGCUGGGAAACUCCCUGGAGCGGUUGAAAAAGUCGAAUAUAGCAAGGAAUAUGGCACAGAUACUGCUGAAAUUCAGGCCGAUGCUAUCAAGCCAAACCAAAACGUCAUCGUGGUUGACGACUUGAUUGCCACCGGUGGCACUGCCAAAGCUGCAGGCGACUUGGUCAAGAAUCUAAACGCAAACGUCUUGGAGUAUCUGUUUGUCAUCGAAAUCGACUUUCUGGAGGGCCGAAAGACUCUCAAUGCCCCCACUUAUUCGGUCAUCCACCAUUGA
Puccinia triticina is the source of this 552-nucleotide messenger RNA. RefSeq lists its product as uncharacterized. The record is from RefSeq and is a predicted model, not a curated record. Lineage: Eukaryota; Fungi; Basidiomycota; Pucciniomycetes; Pucciniales; Pucciniaceae. Bases 1 to 552 code for a protein of 183 amino acids. Gene Ontology annotation, biological process: adenine salvage; AMP salvage. Gene Ontology annotation, molecular function: adenine phosphoribosyltransferase activity; adenine binding; AMP binding. The transcript has 6 exons. Gene Ontology annotation, cellular component: cytoplasm.